AUGCCAUUCACCCUUGUUCUCCUUGUCGCGCGUAAGCCGGGUCUCUCCCUCUCAGCCUUCAAACAUCACUGGGAAGCGAAACACCUACCUCUCCUCAAAUCACUCGUGGGGCUCGAUUUCCCUCUCUCGCAUACUCGUCACUACCUUGAUCGCGAUCCCGAGCUUGCUAUGACUCCAGCCAAUAUUCUCUUUGGCACUCAAGAAGACUUCAAUUUCGAUGCCAUUGCAGUGUUUACGUUCAUCGAUAGGGCGCAUUGGGAGAGGUUCUGGGAGAAAGUUUCGAGGAAGGAGGCAAAGCAAUUGCUAACCGAAGACGACGAGAAGUUUCAAGACAAAGAGAAGUUGAAGGCGGUGUUCAUUGGGGAUACCAAGGCUACGGGACGGGAUGGGGGCGCUGUGGGGUGGCGUUUUGUUGGCAGCGUUUAGGGAGAUAUCACUUCCUGACCGGGCGGCCUCGAAUUUUGGAGCUCUG
Messenger RNA from Lindgomyces ingoldianus, 472 nucleotides. RefSeq lists its product as uncharacterized. The coding region runs from base 1 to 426 and encodes 141 amino acids. The record is from RefSeq and is a predicted model, not a curated record. Gene Ontology annotation, molecular function: oxidoreductase activity. Lineage: Eukaryota; Fungi; Ascomycota; Dothideomycetes; Pleosporales; Lindgomycetaceae. The transcript has a single exon.